Clonostachys rhizophaga is the source of this 1812-nucleotide messenger RNA. The record is from the annotation of a GenBank genome assembly. NCBI's taxonomy places the organism in Eukaryota, Fungi, Ascomycota, Sordariomycetes, Hypocreales, Bionectriaceae.
AUGUUCCUCUUACGGAAGCCAAACCUGGCAGUGCUUGUCGCUGGUGCGACCCUCGCGGCUGGCCAAGCCGUUUUCAACUGGACCACCAUCACACCUAGCAAGGAGCUGGUAUGGCACAGCUGCAUGACGCAGUUCGAAUGCGCCCGCCUUCUGGUGCCGUACAACUGGCAGGACAAGUCGGACGAGAGAUUCAUGACCCUUGCCAUACAGAAGCUCCCCGCCGUCGUCCCCGAGGACGACCCUACGUUUGGCGGCAGCAUCUUCGCCAACCCCGGCGGCCCGGGCCACUCGGGCACGCUGAUGAUCCAGUCGGCCGCCGAAUAUCUGCAACAGACCGUCGAUAAGCCCGGGAAGAGGCACUACGAGAUCGUCAGCUGGGACCCCCGAGGGAUCGGUAACAGCGUUCCCAAGGUUGAGUGUCUCCACAGGCCGUACGAUGUCAGCUCCUAUAAUCUCGAGAGUCGCGGCUACCAUGCGCUCGAUAUGGGUCGCACUUCUGUGGCCUACGCCUUGGGUAUAUUUCAGGGCAUCGGCCUCAAGUGUAAGUGGGAGAUGGACCAUGGUCUGGAUAUCCUCCCCUACCUUGGCACAGUCGACGUGGUGGAUGAUUUGAAGCAUAUGGUUGAGCUCGUCGAGAUUCCUCGCCGUGGGAACAUGACUUCCCACAACACGACUGAUGCCCGGCUGCAGUUCUAUGGAUUCUCAUAUGGGACUGUCAUCGGCCAGAUGUUUGCCUCUCGCUAUCCUGGGAAUGUUGGACGUAUUGCCGUUGAUGGCGUGGUAGAUAUGGAGGAUUAUAUAGCCACUCCUGGCUGGCUCACAUCAACGGCAAACAUGGACAACUGUGCAGAUCAUUUCUUCGACCUCUGCCUCAAAGCGAAAACCAGAUGUGCGUUGUAUAAAGAGGGGGAUAAGUGCGCCAGCGAGAUCGAAGCCCGCGCCGAGUCAUUCAUCGAGGGCCUCGACCGCGAACCCAUCGGAGCUGUCAUGUCUGACGGCCGCAGAGCUGUGAUCACAGGGCAUGACUUCCGCCUUUUGUUCGGCACAAUUGCAUAUAACCCCGUACCCAGCUACGAGGUGUUCGACCUGACCUUGGCCUCCGCGAUGCAAGGCAACUACACAUUGCUCCUAGAAGCCAUCGCCCAGAUGGGCGAAUACCCUCCCCUCGACCAAGAAUGCAAGGCGCCCAUCUCCAUGGACAACUCGCUCGACACCCUCGCUGCCGUCUACUGCCUGGACGCCGACGACCUCACAGGCAAAGACCUCGACUACUGGACAGCCUACGCGGACAAGAUGGCAUCCACCUCAAAGUGGUUCGGCUUCUCCGUCGCCCAGAUCCAGUUCGCCUGCUCCAGCUGGCCCGUCCGGCCCAAGAACCGCUUCACGGGACCCUUCAGGUCGCCCCCCGCCACGGCCGCGCUGGCCAGGGACCGGCCCGCGGCGCCCAUGCUCUUCAUCAGCACGCGGCUGGACCCCGUCUCGCCCUUGGCCUCGGCGCGAAACAUGCAGAGGCGGCAUGCCGGUGCCGGGUUGCUAAUCCAGGAGUCCAGCGGGCACACGGCGUUCAACUCGGCGCCCAGCCGGUGUCGCGACGAAACCAUUCGGGAUUUCUUCGACCAGGGCGUCGUGCCCGAUGGCGAACGGAUCUGCAAGGAGGAUUGUGGACCUUGGGAUGUCGGAUGCUCUGUCUUCAAGCCCGGGAACAGGACAGUGGUCGGUGCCGGAGCUGUCCGUCGAAGGGAUGGUAGUGGUGAUGGUGGUGGCAGGUCGGACUCGGGUCCUCUGGCCUUGUCGCCGCUGCGGAUUCUGUAA